CAUGUUGGCGAUUUAAAGAAAUUUGCAACACAGUUUAGUACUAGUAGUCUUUUGGUCUUUUCUUUGUAAGUCAAUAAUCAACAUUCGAAAAUAGUUUUAUGACUGUGCACUUGUUCGGGGAAUUUCAAUAUAACAAAUGGUGUUUCAAAAAAUAAAGUUACGUUGAUUGUUCGCUAAAGUUGCGUAGCUGCCUGUGUUUCCAUUGCAAUUUGUGCUCGUGAUAUUUUGCACGGUUUUCAUAAAUUGAGUAGUGUAGUGAAGAAGCAACCAAGUGCAAAGGAUAGUCGGCCAUUUUGUCAGACCGGCAGUGUAACUGAUUAAAGUCUUGCAAUUUGGUGAAGCCCACGGUUAAUUUCUAGGGUCAGAUUUACGGAAUCAAGAUUACCUCUCGGCAUUAAACUUGCCUAAUUCGAAUAACCUCAUUGACGAUAUGUUCACCAAUCGCUGUUUUCAUUAAAGUCGAGAUAUACAAUUUUCACAAUGACAUAUGACACCGGUGGUCGGGCGGUGGAGCCUCCGGUAGAGCAGAGUGAUUCUCACACUACCAGCAAUGUAGAACAGCACGAGCCAAGCCCCGCAGAACUUAUUGGCAGUUUCCCGGAAGAAAAACUAUCGUCGUUGAACAUCAAAAUUUCCAGUUCGCGCUGGGUAGUCCCAGUGCUGCCGAAUCAGGAACUAGAAUGUCUGCUGAAUGCUGCUAUCAAGCUCUCGGAGGCCGGAAUCGAUAGUCAAUGUGAGCCAUGCGUAAAAUUCUAUCGUGAAGACUUGACAACAUCGUUUAUGAAAAUUUUAACUGAUGAAGCAGUUUCAUCGUGGAAAUAUAAUAUUCAUCACUGCAUUCUUAUGUCGUGCAGUAAAUUGCUGCAUUUGAUUGCAUUACACAUGAAAGACGACAAUCUGCAUCUGCUCAAUUUGUUAGCGGUUGUCUUCGAUCCAGAGAAUAAAUUCCAUACACAAAAUGCGUCCCGCCAGUUAGAGCUACAUUUGGCUUUAGGUGAUCCACUCCCAGAUGGGUUAACUUUUGCCCGAUCUCCUCCAGAGCCAAAGAAUCCGCGUGGUUGGUUAGUAGAUUUAAUUAAUCGUUUUGGAGAGCAUAAAGGGUUCGACAACUUUUUGGACCGCAUGAAUAUUGGCAUCGAUUUGUUUCAAAAGCAGCGUGCUGCAGGGAGCGGAACACUACGAACACCUCAGACUAAUUCAUCAAAUGAAAAUGUUCAAUCAGAAGCAAAUGUCUCAGCUAGUCCAAACAGCACUGCAUCGAAUAACCAAGGAAAACUAUCUUUAUCCAUAUUAUACACAUUACUGCGACCAUUUGGACAAUGUGCUGAGCUGCUAACUGUUUCCACGGUUGAGAUAUAUUUUAUGCCAAUAUGGGAUGUGGUUUUAGAAAUUUUGAAUACAUUAUCUGACGACGAAUUAAAACGCGAAGCCAAGUUUGAUGGCAAAAAUGAUAUCAUUACGGGCAUAGUAAAAUAUGCUCGUUCUUUGAUCGCUCGCGUUCCGAAUCAGGAAAACUUACAGCGUACUUUCGAGAUGUGCCGUCUUAAAAUAAUACUACGCGUUUUACAGAUUUCUAGUUUUAAUGGCAAAAUGAAUGCAUUGAAUGAAAUCAACAAGGUGCUUGGAUAUGUAUCAUAUUAUCCUCAUCGGCAAGUAGCGGAAGACGAAAUGGAUGCACUAAAUGCGGAGAAAAUGGCUAAAUGGAUACGAGACAACGACGUUUUAGGAAUAGUUUUGAGAGAUUCACUGCACCAACCGCAAUACGUUGAGAAACUGGAGAAAAUACUUCGCUUCCUUAUUAAAGAAAAAUCGUUAACUUUCGACGAUUUGGAUGCAGUAUGGCGUGCGCAGGCUGGCAAACACGAAGCAAUUGUGAAGAAUGUUCACGAUUUGUUGGCUAAGCUUGCUUGGGAUUUCAACGCUGAACAGCUGGACCAUCUGUUCAAAUGCUUUCAGGCAAGCAUGAAAACAGCAAACAAAAAGCAGAGAGAACGUUUGCUCGAAUUGAAUCGGCGUUUGGCAGAAGAUGAUAAGAAUGGUGUUAUGGCACAGAAAGUUCUCAAGCUUUUUUGGACGUUAGCACAUAGCGCUGACAUUCCUCCAGAGGUGUUAGAUCAAGCGCUUGCCUCCCAUGUGAAAAUUUUGGAUUAUAGUUGUUCACAAGAGAGAGAUGCGCAGAAAACAAUGUGGCUGGACAAGUGCGUUGAAGAACUUAAGGCUGGCGAUGAGUGGGCAUUGUCGGCACUGCGAUUAAUCCGUGAAAUUUGUAUGCUUUAUGAAACAACAUCUACACAUACGCCUAGGGUCCACCAAAUGUUAAAUAGGCAACAAGUAAUAGAUCGACUUCAAAACGAGCACACGCUGGUAAUAUUGGUAACAAUUAGUUUGACGAAAUAUAUGGACAAGGUGCGCUCUUACGUUAAACAAAACAAUAAUGUAAAUCCAAUGCAUUUAAUGCUGGACAAACGCUAUCCACACCCACAACAGAUACAAGAAAGAUUGGAGUUCUUGAAAUUUCUUUUGAAAGAUGGACAGUUGUGGCUUUGUGCUGAACAGGCUAAACAAAUUUGGCAAUGUCUUGCGGUAAAUGCAGCAUUUCCAAGUGAUCGAGAAGAGUGUUUUAGAUGGUUCGGAAAGUUAAUGGGAGACGAGCCAGACCUGGAUCCCGGUAUUAAUAAAGAUUUUUUUGAAAACAAUUUAUUGAAGUUGGAUCCAGUUCUACUCACCGAAAGCGGUAUAAAAUGUUUCGAACGAUUUUUUAAAGCAGUCAAUUCCAAAGAAGAACGCCUGAAAGGGAAACAGCGCGGAUAUGUACUGGAUAAUGAAGAUCUGAUUGGUAAAGAUUACCUUUGGCGUGUCAUUACCGAUGCUGAGGAAGAUAUAGCAUGUAAAGCAAUCGAUCUACUGAAGGAAGUGUCUACUGCUCUUGGGCCAAGACUGCAAGCAAAUCUGCACCAGUUUCAUGAAAGCUUUAUCGGCGAAUGUUGUGAUAAGCUGCAAGAUUAUUACGAGACUAUAAAAACAUUAACUAACCUAAUUGAAGAAAACUCCAAACUUGUUGAGGAUGAUAUUAUUAGUAGAAGACUGCAGACAGCGGAAAAGAUGUGCCGCAUAGUAAAAACACUUCAAGAAUACAUCAAAGAAUGUGAUAGAAACUACACGGGCGACAGAAUGCUGUUACCUCUUAGUCGAGCGUCGCGUGGAAAGCAUAUAAAUCUUUAUAUACGUUUUCAAACUCCUAGUCGACAGUUGGAAGAUCUGGAAAUGAUUACUCAUAAUAACGAGACAAUCUUUUCCUUUAAACGUAGUUUGUUGAAGCGAAUCAAGGCGACCACCAGCAAUUUAAAAAUUGAUCUAUACAAUUGUAAUGGAGAACCAAUAGAAAUCAUUGAUGAUCGCCAUCCUCUUUCUAAUUACAACAUUCGCGAUAAAACACUAAUCACCGUAAAGCUCACCCCAAGUGGCUCGGGUUUGGCAAGUUCUCCCGACAGUUCAAGCGAUAGUAGUUCUGGAUCACCACCUAGACCUUGUCCGGAUAUGUUACGAUCAGAAUCUGAGGACAUGUUACCUGGAGUUAUUAUCUCUCGAAAGCCAAAUUAUAUGAAUUUUUUCCUCAAAAUUUAUCAACUGGGCAGUGACCUUCAGCAUGGUCUGUUGCGUGACAGUUGCAUGUUCCUGCUACAUCUUUUGCCUUUAGACAGUCUAACAGUCGCAAACAUACAGGCCAUGUGUAAUCUCAAUAAUUCUGACUUAACAAAUAACACACUGGUCGAAGAUAUUGGAGGCUCGCGCACUCCCGAAGCUCUCUUUAUCGAUCCAAGUCCGGCACGUGUCCUUUACAACCUAGAAGUUUUACACGCCAUGCUUAUACCAGCACUAGAUCCUGUGAGCGAAGUGACUCUUCACCUGCAAUCAUGUUGGUUGCAUUGCGGAGCAGCACAUUUUAUUUUAGAUUUACUGACGAAAAACAAUUUCCUGCCUACUGCAGAUAUGCACACUAAACGUGCGGCCUUCCAUUGCGUGCUUAAACUAGUCAAAUUUUUUCUUUACAUUAUUGGCUGCAUUCUUAGCAAAGUUGGCAAUGAUCCUGCACAUUUUCAUCCAGAAACAGAUCGCUCACAAGUUGAAAUUGUAAAGCAAGUCAUUCAAGCUAUUCCCGGAAAUUCAGAGUUAACUAUCAGAUCGAUGGCGUUAAAAUUGGCGCAGAAUAUUGCUGAUGAGAUGCUUUCGGCAAGUGCGGAGGGAGAUCGAUAUUGCAAACUUUUCCACUCGUCCCUUCUCUGGAAUAUCCCAGACAUGCCCACAAUCAGGGCGAUUGUGAAUCUCGCGUGGGCGGCCUCAGGUAAUAAUCUUCAAUCAAUCGGAUCUUCCGUGGACUUCAGUCAAAACAUUACUGCCCCAGAGCUUGCCGACUAUACGGUGUGCAAAGAAGCUUUAGAGGUUCUUUGCAUCGCAUUAGUUUUACAUUACGGUGCAUACGAUACACUUAGUCGUGAUCCUGCUUGGUCGAGUUUCAUUCAAUCACUGGUACUCUCAAACCCUUCACGUCACAUCAGGCAGACUGCCUACGAACAGCUGUUCCUCAUAAGUACUUACUGUGCAUCCGAUAGGCGACCAUUUCUUUUUAUGGUUACACUGCUGGUCAAGAUACUACACACAGUGAUUCCACAACAUCAGGAAACUUGCGCUGACUAUUUCCAGUUAUUCUGCCGAAUUCUCAGUUACGGAAGCUCAUAUAACUGGCCAUUACCUAUUUGUGAGGAACUAUUGAUACAAGAAAUCGACUGGCUACGUGCUGUACGAGAAAGCGUAAAGUCUACUGGUGGUACUCAAGUACAUGAUGAUCUGCUCGAAGGGCACCUGUGCCUAACAAAAGAACUGAUGUGUUAUUUAAGUCCGGAAACUAAAUCAUUGCGCAGCGAGUUAAUCAUAGAGAUUACAGAUGAUUACCUCUUCAGUGCUUCACGGCAGUAUUUGCAUCUACGCCGCAAUGGACAAAUAUUAGACAUCAACUCUCCUCCGCCCGUGUGUCGCAAUCCGCAUACGAUUUCGGCAGCGUGCGAUUUGCUUGUAGCUCUGUGUCAAAAUUCCUCGGAAAAUAUGAAAAUAUUGGUUAAAACUUUACUAGACAUGUUCUGCACAGAUAUUGAUCCGCUUCGCGAAUGGGAAUAUUUGCCGCCAGUUGGACCUAGACCUAUCCAAGGCUUCUGUGGUUUGAAAAAUGCAGGUGCUACCUGUUAUAUGAACUCUGUUUUGCAACAGUUAUUCAUGGUGCCAUCACUGCGAAUCGGAAUAUUGUCAGCGCAGGGAGCUGCCACCGAUCCUAAUGAAGAUUUUAGUGGAGAAUUAGAUUCUCAAACUGUUCAAGAAUGUGAUGACAUGGUUCGUAAGAAUUACCAUGUAGGGAUCUUAAAAUAUGUGCAAGCUAUUUUCGCUCAUCUAGGCCAUAGUUCGUUACAGUUUUACACCCCUAGGGGAUUAUGGAGUCAUUUUAAACUUCAAGGCGAACCAGUAAAUCUUCGUGAGCAACAAGAUGCCGUUGAAUUUUUCAUGUCCCUCUUUGAAAGUCUCGAUGAGGGACUCAAAGCAUUGGGCUAUCCUCAACUGAUGGGUGCUACGCUUGGUGGAUGUUUCAGCGAUCAGAAGAUUUGCCAAGAUUGUCCACAUCGUUAUAGUAAAGACGAGCCGUUUAGUGCAUUCAGUGUAGAUAUAAGAAAUCAUAGUUCGCUAACUGAUUCCCUAGAGCAAUAUGUUAAGGGAGAAAUUUUAGAAGGCGCGGAUGCUUACCAUUGUGAUAAAUGUGAUAAAAAGGUGGUGACCGUAAAACGGUUGUGUGUGCGUAAGCUGCCACCUAUUCUAGCUAUUCAACUUAAGCGGUUUGAGUAUGAUUACGAGAGAGUGUGUGCGAUAAAGUUUAACGAUUACUUUGAAUUUCCUCGCUGGUUGGAUAUGGAGCCAUAUACAGUUUCUGGACUGGCUAAACUCGAAGGAGAAGUGAUAGACAUUGACGACAGUAAGCCUGAUGACUCAACCGAAACUUGUUAUCAAUUAACAGGAAUCGUUGUACAUAGUGGGCAGGCAUCCGGUGGGCAUUAUUUCAGCUAUAUUCUUCAUAGGGGACCAGACGGCUCUGAAAAAUGGUAUAAAUUCGACGACGGUGAAGUUUCAGAAUGCAAGAUGCACGAAGACGAGGAAAUGAAAGCCCAAUGUUUUGGGGGUGAUUACAUGGGGGAAGUGUACGAUAACAAUUUGAAAAGGAUGCAAUACAGGCGCCAGAAAAGAUGGUGGAAUGCGUACAUGUUGUUCUACACGCGGUGCGAUCACACUCCGGUUACGUACACAAACUGUGUAGAGCAAUUAUCUCUAGCAGAAAGCAAACAUUGUAUUUUACCAAUGCCAGCGCCGAUUGAACAUAGUGUAAGAACACAAAAUAUACGCUUUCUUCAUGCGAAAAGUUUAUUUUCGGUAGAGUUUUUUACAUUUAUCAAAAAACUAGUUAGUUUACCACAGCUGCAGAGAAGUGAGAAAAUUGAAAAACUGCCACCAGCCGCUGAGGAACUCUCCCUACAAAGUAUACAGCUUGCAUCACAAUUUUUGUUCCACUCAGGAUUUCGCGCAAAGAAAACUAUUCGCGGGAUGGCUAUCGACUGGUAUGAAACAUUGUGUCAGCAUUUUCGAACAUCAGCAAUGGUUAGGCAAUGGUUUGCGGGAAAUGCACUACUCGACCCACCCACAAGGCUAAGUGAAUACAUACUAGCAGCACCAUCGCCCGAAAUAAGAUCAGUGUUUGGGAAGUUAAUCGUAUUUUUCUGUCACUGUGCUGCUGAAGACGAACCGCUAACUGGCUACGAAGGUAGUAACCUAUGCGAGCAAGUGCUCAUUGCCGUACUUUCAUUACUAAAAGGAGACGUUACUGAUUACGGAAAACAUUUACCACAAUAUUUCAAUUUAUUCAGCCUAUAUGCUGGGCUUGGAGUUCACGAGAAACAACAAUUGAUCAGGCUAAACGUUCCCGCCAUUUUCAUGAAAGUUGUUCUGGAUGAAGGCCCAGGAGGUCAAAUAAAGUACCAGUAUCCAGAUCUUAGCAAACUGCACCAUGUUGUCUCGGUUUUAGUGCGCUCGUGUGAUGUAUCUAGUAGAUGCCAGAACUCAAAUAGCGCUGCACCCGUCAAACCAAACAUCUAUAUUGAUCCGCAAAUAACUUAUGAUACGUUGAUGCCGCUUUCGCCAGAGUGCAAUGAAUAUCUCUUUAAUAGAGUAAGUUAUGUCAAACGACUGAUUGAAGACACCAACAUUGGUGAGGAAGGUGUCAAACUUUUACAGUAUUGCAGUUGGGAGAAUCCACAUUUUUCCCGGUCAUUGCUUGCCGAACUAUUAUGGCAAUGUGGAUGCGCAUACUGGCAUGAUAUGAGGCAUCCCACGGAGCUGUUACUUCAUAUACUGCUUAUUGAAGAUUCUUGGCAAAAUCAUAGGAUUCACAACGCCAUUCUGGGUAUCUCAGAUGACAGAGAAGGACUUCUUGACAUAAUACAGCAAAACAAAAUGAACUACCAAAAACGCGCCUACCAGUGCAUAAAAUGUAUGGUUCAGCUCUUCAACCGCAGUCGGAUUGCAUUAAAUAUGCUACACAACACGGUGCAGUUGGCACGUCAAUGGGCACUUGCUGUGGAGUGGUUACAAGACGAGCUGGAUCGACACCGAGGAUCUGGUGGACAGUAUAAUUACAAUUCCUGGUCUCCUCCCGCGCAGAGCAAUGAUAGCACAAACAGUUUCGUCCUUGAAAGAUCUCAGUCUGCCAAAAAUGUACUCCAGAUGGCUUUUGACCUGUGCCCUGAAGAAGAUCAGGAGGAUCAGAAUGAACAUGAAAUGGAAGAAAAUGUCGAAGACGAUCAAGUGGUUACUUUAGCAGUAACCGCAGCCAUAAAUGACACAACGAAGCAUGUUUGUAUACAGAAGCAACCGCCAAUGCUAACCACACCGCGUGAUGGAAAUCAAAAUUCUAGUCCCUCUUCUGUAACUAAUGUCAGUAAGCUACUAUCUAAAACAAACAUUCAUGCGGAUGUGGGGUGCGAUUCGACGGUAAAAACAAGCACUCUCAAUGUGAAUUCCACCUCUAAUACUCGACCAGAGCCGGUAACCGAAAAUGAAUCUAUGGUGAUAACACCCGAAAAACAUACAUCCGAGUUUAGUAUUAUCACGAAAAGUGCGUCAUCUCCAGCUUCACCAACCACUGGCACAACACCUAACAAUGCGUUAACGUGUAGUAUGGAUUUGCAGACCUAGGAUUUACUAACGCUUUCAUUAUGUUUCUAUGUCCAUAUUACGAUAAAUCACACUAUAAUACCUAUGCUAAGAGAACGAAAAAAUCCGAGACAAAGAGAAUGGUGUAUAAAUAAUCUUAUUUAUAUAAAUUAUUUAAAAUUCAAAACCAAAAAUAAAAAUGUAAUUUAAAAU
Molecule: messenger RNA, 8454 nt
Organism: Sabethes cyaneus
Lineage: Eukaryota; Metazoa; Arthropoda; Insecta; Diptera; Culicidae
Gene: faf
Product: probable ubiquitin carboxyl-terminal hydrolase FAF
Exons: 19
Coding region: 481-8283 (2600 amino acids)
Biological process (GO): protein deubiquitination; cell migration
Cellular component (GO): nucleus; cytosol
Molecular function (GO): cysteine-type deubiquitinase activity; cysteine-type endopeptidase activity
Source: RefSeq, a predicted model, not a curated record